Messenger RNA from Maylandia zebra (zebra mbuna), 6410 nucleotides. NCBI's taxonomy places the organism in Eukaryota, Metazoa, Chordata, Actinopteri, Cichliformes, Cichlidae. The record is from RefSeq and is a predicted model, not a curated record.
GCGUUUUUUCGUCUUUGCCCUUCUUGUCCCAGUCUGCCCUCCGUACCGUGAGAGGCGUUAACAGCAGAUAAGACUCCGGUGUUGUUGUGAAGAUUAGGUUCUUAUCGCCGAUAUCCAGCGGCUCAAUUCACAACUAUCAGCCGGACUACCAGAGCUAGCGGCGGCUACAGCGGAGCAGCGGCCCGUCCGAGCAGCCGGAGGCGCUGCCUUGCCCUGUGCUGUGAUUGGACACGACGAUGGUGGUGGUGUUUACAGGUGUGUCUCUGGCAGCAGUGUGUGGGUCAGGUGGCUCCAGUCAGACACCAUGAGUUCUAAGGGAGGCGGCACCGCUCUGACCCGCCGUAACUACAGGCUGGCGUCAGACAUGGACAAGCCGAGAUCCACAGGUAUCGUGAACGAGAAGAUGCUGAGCGACUACCUACACCAUGUGUUUCCCUCCACCAAACAGGGACCCACACUGGCCUCGCUCAGGAAGCCUCUGGGCUUCCAGGAUCUACCUGCUCACCUGGAGAAGCUGCUGUCUGAGGACACGCCUACGGAGGACGGUCAGGCUGUGGACGGUCGUCUGGGUCCUCAGCCCGUUGUCCUCGAUCACACCAGCGGCUUUGAAGGACUCCUGUUUGUAGACGACGACCUGCUGGGGGUCAUCGGCCACAGCAACUUCAGCUCCAUCCGAGCGACCACCUGUGUUUAUAAAGGGAAGUGGGCCUACGAGGUGCUGAUCUCCUCUCAGGGUCUGAUGCAGAUAGGCUGGUGUACCCUUAGCUGUCGCUUCAAUCAGGAGGAGGGUGUAGGUGACACGCCGGACUCGUACGCUUACGACGGAAACAGAGUGAGAAAGUGGAACGUGACGACGACAAACUACGGAAAGUCGUGGGCAGCAGGAGACAUCGUGAGCUGUCUGAUAGACCUGGAUGAAGGAACCAUCACGUUCUGCCUGAACGGCCAGUCUUUGGGGACGGCCUUCACCAACAUUAAGAUGGGUCCUGGCAUCGCUUACUUUCCCGCCAUCAGCCUCUCCUUUAAAGAGUCAGUGGCUUUCAACUUCGGCAGCAGGCCCCUCAGGUACCCCGUGGACGGCUACCUGCCCCUCCAGAACCCUCCAGCUGCAGACCUGAUGAAGGCCCACAAACUGCUGGGCUACAUCAAGAACGUCCUGUCCACCGCCAUCGACGCUCAGGAGGAGAGGCUGGUGGAGAAGGACUGCGCUGUGUGGAGGCUUCACGGAGAGCCGACCGUCCUCGUCACUCUGGCUCACAUCUUUAACCACUUUGCUCAACUCAUGUGUAAGGUGUAUCUGGUGGAGGACGUGCUGAUGAACUUCCUGCUGGGGAUUCUGGAGGGAGGAGGUUCGGUGGACGAACACCCGCUCAUCCAGCAGCUGCUCGACCUCUUCUGGCUGCUGAUGGAGGACCACGAGGUGAACGAGUGUCUGAAGCAACUCAUGAUGUCCUUACUCAGGGCCUACCGCUUCUCCCCCAUCAUCCCAGACUUGGGCUUCCAGAUCCACUACCUGCGGCUGACCACGGCCAUCCUGCGCCACGAGAAAUCCAGGAAGUACCUGCUCAGCAACGUCUUGUUCGACGUUCUGCGCUCGGUUGUGUUCUUUUACAUCAAGACUCCUCUGAGGGUGAAGGAGGCGGGGCUAGAGGAGCUCAUCCCAACCACCUGGUGGCCCACGCACUUUGACAAAGAGGGUAAAGACGAGCGCGAGCCCAAAGACGAGAGCGCCGACGAGCGUCUGAGGCGCCGAGCCUACGAGAGAGGCUGCCAGAGGCUGAAGAAGAGGAUCGAAGUGGUGGAGGAGUUGCAGGUUCAGAUCCUGAGGCUGCUGCUCAACAACAAGGACAAGAGCACGGGAGAAGCAUCGCGCUACAUUUUCCUCAACAAGUUCAGGAAGUUCCUCCAGGAAAACGCCAGCAACAGAGGGCACCCCACGGCUCUGUGUCCGCCUGAGUACAUGGUGUGUUUCCUGCACCGCCUCAUCACAGCGGUCAGAGGCUGCUGGGACGAAGGACACCGCAAGAGUCCGAGCAGCGUGAGCAGCGACGAGGCCUACGUCCCUCCUCAGUUGUUCUAUAACGGGAAGGUGGACUACUUCGACCUGCAGAGGCUGGGCGGGCUGCUGUCCCACCUGAAGAAAACCCUGAAAGACGAUUUGGCGAGUAAAGCAAACAUCAUCAUCGACCCCGCGGAGAUCCAGGCCACGUCCAUGGACGACCUGGACGAGGACGACGAGAGCGGAGCUGCUCAGAGGCUGCCUGGGGCCGUGGCGAUGGGCGGAGCUCUGGCGAGGCCCAGCUGGUUGAGUUCUCCCACUUUGGGUCGGGCCAACCGCUUCUUGAGCACGGCCGCCGUCAGCCUGAUGACCCCCAGGCGACCCCUGAGUCAGCCGGAGAAGGUGAAGGUCCGAACGCUCGCCGUGGAGCAGCGCACCGAGGAGGACAUCGAGGGAAGUCAUGGCAACGACGGCCUGUUGCUGGGGCGACCGCUCGAGGAGCCCGAUCAACAAAUUGCAGACAAGUCGCUGCUGGAGAUCGUGGACGGGAUCGUGAUGAUGUACAACCUGAGUGUCCAUCAGCAGCUGGGGAAGAUGGUGGUGGUGUCGGACGACGUCCAUGAGUACGCCGUGGCGCUGAAGGAUACGGAGGAGAAGAUCGCCCGCUGCCCCGCCAGAAGGGCCGACAUCCUGGAGGAGCUCCAGAAGAGCCAGAAGGUUUUUGCGGAGAAGCUGAACCACCUGAGCAGGAGGCUGGCCUGGAUCAACGCCACCAUCUACUCCAAGGAGAAGAUGCUGGACAUCUACUGGCUGCUGUGUGUCUGCAUCCGCACCAUCGAGCACGCCGACAACACCGGCUCUCUGUUCGCCUUCACAUCAGAGUUCUACCUCAACGUCGCCAUGAACGCGUACAGCGCCCUGAAGAACUACUUCAGCCCGGCUAACGGCAUGGACGAGCUGCCCGGCUACGAGGAAACUCUGACUCAGCUCGCUGCCAUCCUCGCGAAGCACUUUGCAGAUCCACGCAUCGUUGGGACAGAUAUCAAAGACUCUCUGAUGCAGGCGCUGGCCAGCUACGUCUGUUACCCACAAUCCCUCAGGGCUGUGGAGAGGAUCCCGGAGGAGCAGCGAGUGGCCAUGAUGAAGAACCUGCUGGCUCCGUACGAGCAGAGACCCUGGGCCCAGACCAACUGGAUCCUGGUCAGACUGUGGAGGGGUUGUGGUUUUGGCUACAGAUACACUCGCCUCCCUCAUCUGCUGAAAACCAAACCCGAGGAUGCCAACCUGCCCAGUCUGCAGAAGCCGUGCCCGUCGUUGCUGCUGCAGAGACACAUGGCGGAGCUGCUCAGCAUGGAUAAAGACAUGGCCGCCUCUUUCCUCAACAGCGUCCUGAACCAACUCAACUGGGCCUUCUCAGAGUUCAUCGGCAUGAUCCAGGAGAUCCAGCAGGCCGCGGAGCGUCCAGAGAGGAACUUUGUGGACACUCGUCAGCUGAAGGUGUGUGCGACCUGCUUCGACCUGUCCGUCAGCCUGCUGCGGGUGCUCGAGAUGACCGUCACUCUGGUGCCUGAGAUCUUCCUGGACUGGUCCCGCCCCUCCGCGGAGCUGCUGCUCAGACGGCUCGCUCAGCUGCUGAACCAGGUGCUGAACCGAGUGACAGCAGAGAAGAACCUGUUUGACCGAGUCGUCAACCUCAGACUGCCAGGGCUGGAGAGCGUGGACCACUACCCCAUCCUGGUGGCUGUUACCGGCAUCCUGGUUCGGAUCCUGGUGGACGGAGACCGGCAGGGGGUAUCCCGAGCUGCCUCCGUCCUGCUGUCCGACCCCUGCUUCCAGCUCCACUCCAUCCAGCACCUCCUGGGAGAAGGAGGCGAGUCCUCCAGCUCCUCGGCAGCCGUGGCCUCCAGCGUGCGUCCUGCGGUGGGCUCUCUGGGGUCGUCCGUGGCUGCCCCUGUCCCGUCGGCCGCUGGAAACUCGGGAUCCUCAGAGCGCAAACACUUCUCCCUGCACGCAUACACAGACUACAUCAGUGAGGAGGAGAAGCACAGGGUGGAGCUGAUGUUGGCCUUUCUCACCGAGGAGUCCAAGCAGGCUGCAGCCAGCACAGCUCCCACCAGCGAGGAAGACCUCUGUCCCAUCUGCUACGCCCACCCCAUCUCUGCCAUCUUCAAGCCCUGCUCACACAAGUCCUGCAAAGCCUGCAUCAACCAGCACCUGAUGAACAACAAGGACUGCUUCUUCUGCAAGGCCACCAUCACCGGAGUCGAGGACUACAGCAAGCCGGCCUCCUCCUAACACACACACACACACACGCGUACACACAUACACGCGCACACACACACACACACACACACAUGCAGGGUGAAAUGAGGCACCAUAACUACACACAAAAAACCAGAGCAGUGAUGUGAAGGCAGCAACAGAACCAGCUGUCACAUUAGCACAACAGCACCUCCACCUGUCAAAGCGAGUACACCACGCGCACAGACACACACACAGACACACACAGUGCUACAGGGCAACAGGAUGCAGGCGUGUCGCCUCUGCAGAAACACACAAACAGGAAACAAAGGAGAACCUCAUCCUCAGCAGAGGAAGGCUUCCUCCAGGACUCCCACAGUAAUUUAACACAGACACACAAAACUCACAUAAAACACACGAAAAGGUCGACAAAGAGCCAAACAACCGCAGAUAGGAUCCAGCGUCCUCCAUCACCACCUGAUCCACAGCUCAGAGAGCUGUACCUGUACACACACGCCUGCUGGACUGUUGUUACCCUGCUGUGACAGCGUUUCUGUCCUUAUCACCGUCAGGCUCCAGAUUCAGUGUCACAAACAAAGAGGGCGUCACUGCUGUUGAAAAGCUGCUUUAAGAUAAACGUCCACAUCAUUAAGAAGUGAUUUCAGGUCUCAUAAACUUCAUUCACAGCAGAACACAGAAACAUGUGACCUGUUCAAAUCGGUUAAAUAAGCAAACGUCCAUCCUUUAACUACAGGCUGCUCUUCAUCAGUAAAAUUCAAACCGUCAGCAGAUGUUUGAACUGUUCUCCACGAAUCAGAGAAAACCUGAACCUGGCGUGGAUGAGACGCACAUGUGUAUCCGGAUUACUGCGCUGAUGAUGAUGACGGUGGUGUUUCUGCUGGAGGAGUCGUUGCGUGCUCGCUGUACUCUGCUGUUAGUUCCACAGUUAUGAUUUCACACAUGUUCACACUGUGGGGCGCCGUUUGUAAAAUGAAACAUGCUGAAAUUAACUGCAAUAUUUUUCCACAUUUAGCUAAAAACGAGUCCUUUUUUUACAACAUUUAGUAAAAUACUUGUAACUUUUCACAGUUAAAACACAGUUUUGAAUGUUAAAUCUAAAUAUUAUAUUUAAAUCUAAAUGUUACAGGAAACUAAAUAUUUAGGCUAACAUGUAAAAUUUAUUGUACGGAUCAACGGAAAUACCAAAAUAAAAGCUUUACGAAAACCUCGGGGAAAAGGAGAACACAUGAGAACCGUUUGGACUCAAUCUACACAUGGUUCAUUUUCUUAAAAUCACUUUGGACAACACUAUUUUACGCCAUUUAGCUGCUGGUUAAAGUUAGGUUAUGGUUAGCUUUAGGGCUGGAACGUCUAUAACCGCGGGACCGUCCACUGGGAUUCAGCCAUAACCCGGCGCGGACCAUAAGUUUCCUCAGGAACGCCGCGGGACGUGACAAAACAUCGGUAUGCUACGCCCCGGGAGAGAGCAGACACAGCCCCGGGGCUGUGAAAUGACCCCUGCUGGUCACUUCUCACCGCCAUGAGCUGCUUCACUUCUUGCCUACCAGCAGCGAUUUAGCUGAGAACCUCCGAAGAUCCGUUUCGUCGGCCAUCCAAAGGUUCAGCAGUAGUGCGCUCAGCAGCUGCAGUCUCCACUUCACAAUCGCUGCAGCACACGGACAUGCUCGUAGGCAAGAAGUGAAGCAGCUCAUGGCGAUGAGAAGUGAGGGGGAGAGCAGACAUAAUCCGACCAAUACCGGCACACUUUUGCACCGGAGGUUUUCGUAAAGCUUUUAUUUUGGUAUUUCCGUUGAUCCGUACAAUAAAUUUGCAUGUUAGCCUAAAUAUUUAGUUUCCUGUAACAUUAACUUUUCAUAUUUAAAAUUGUGUUUUAAAUAUGAAAAGUUAAAAAAUAUUUUACUAAAUGUAAAAAAGUUCUUCACAAAAACAUGUUUUUGUAAGGUUUUGAGCUAAAUGUGGAAAAAUGUUGCCGUUAAUUUCACGUUACAAACGGCGCCUCAUAUCACACAGUCUGAAUGCGACGCCGUCACUUUGUUUUCAGCAUGUUGAGGACGGCGUGCCCCCGCGGCGUGUUUAUGGCGUGUUAGCGGCACCUCUGUGUGCCGCUCCGGGCUCCUGUAACCACAUUAAAUUAUUUAUCCUGAACCAG